This is a messenger RNA of Zonotrichia leucophrys gambelii, 1107 nucleotides long. It is a transcript of the gene B9D1, whose product is annotated as B9 domain containing 1. The record is from RefSeq and is a predicted model, not a curated record. Gene Ontology annotation, biological process: cilium assembly. Bases 77 to 733 code for a protein of 218 amino acids. NCBI's taxonomy places the organism in Eukaryota, Metazoa, Chordata, Aves, Passeriformes, Passerellidae. The transcript is spliced from 6 exons. Gene Ontology annotation, cellular component: MKS complex.
GAAGCGAAGCGCGGCGCCGGGGAAGUUUGGCCACUGCGCCGCCCCGUCCGUCGCCACGACAACCAGCGCGCCCGCCAUGGCGGCGCCCAGCGUGUUCCUGCUGGCCGUGAGCGGCGAGAUCGAGAGCGGGGAGUUCCCGGGAUUCGAUGACCUCUACUGCAAGUUCUCCUUUGUCUACGGCCAGGACUGGGUCCCCACGGCGGGCCUGGAGGAGGGAAUCUCGCAGAUCACCUCCAAGAGCAGCGUCUCGCCCACCACGCUGGUCUGGAACUUCCCCAUCGACAUCACCUUCAAGAGCACCAACCCCUUCGGCUGUGAGUGCUGGGGGGGGUCUGGCCCUGGUGCCAAAGCCCCCCCUCACCCCCAUUUCCUUGCAGGGCCCCAGAUUGUGCUCAGUGUCUACGGGCCUGACUUCUUUGGCCACGAUGUGGUCCGGGGUUAUGGAGCUGUGCAUGUGCCCUUCGUGCCAGGCAGGCACAAAAGAACCAUUGCCAUGUUUGUCCCUGAGUCCACCUCGAGGCUGCAGCAGCUCACCAGCUGGUUCACAGGGAGGCGCCCGGAAUUCACCGACCCCAAGGUGGUGGCGCAGGGAGAGGGAAGGGAAGUGACCAGGGUGCGCUCCCAGGGCUUUGUCACCAUUUCCUUCAACGUGAUCACCAAGGACCUGCACAAGCUGGGCUACGACGUGGGCCAGGGCCAGAGCAGCGGGCCCCAGGGGCUGCAGGGCCUGUGAGCCCCCCAGAGCCCCCCAAACCCCAGGGCCUGCACAGCUUCUGAGCCCCCCAAACCCCAGGGGCUGCAGGGCCUGUGAGCCCCCAAACCCCAGGGGCUGCAGGGCCUGUGAGCCCCCCAAACCCCAGGGGCUGCAGGGCCUCUGAGCCCCCAAACCCCAGGGGCUGCAGGGCCUGUGAGCCCCCAAACCCCAGGGGCUGCAGGGCCUGUGAGCCCCCAAACCCCAGGGGCUGCAGGGCCUGUGAGCCCCCAAACCCCAGGGGCUGCAGGGCCUCUGAGCCCCCCAAAACCCCAGGGGCUGCAGGGCCUCUGAGACCCCCAAAACCCAGGGGCUGCAGGGCCUCUGAGCCCCCCAAAACCCCAGGGGCUGCAGGG